AUGGUUUAUUUUGAUCGACAGCUUUUGCGCAUGAUCCGUGAGGAGAUUCUACCCCAUUCCGCUGCUCUGCCUAAAGACUUCAUGGCACGAGUCAUGGCGCUCCUGAACAGAGGCUCAAUUCACUCAGCUGCAGACGCCACUUUUAGCGGAACGGAUGCUAACGGAUUUCCUCUUCGUGAAGAGUUUGCCAAGUCUUGUUUCGAAACUUUGCUACAGUUUUCGUUCGUCAACGGAACAUCUGAAGUGGAUCAACUUGCAGAGCAGUCGGACGGCAAGGUGUCAGAAUUGGCCCUGGACGCUCUACUGAGACGAUGUAGCGACGUUGUUGUUAAAUAUGUGGAAGAUGAGAAACUGAGCGGAAAAUGUCCUUUACCAAGAACGCGUAUGGCGGAGAUGUCUUUUGUCAUGAAAGCCAUUAGUACGUUGCUGUCAUCCUUGAAAAGAGCUGUGAAGGAAAAUCCUACCGUUGUGGACGCGCAGAUCUGGGAACAAGUCGUUGAGUUGUACCCGCGUCUUGUGGAAUGUACCGUUUGUAACUCCACCCCCGUCCGCCGAGCUUUGCGAGAGGCGUUACAGGAGUACGCUGACCUGGUAAAACCGCCCAUUCGUGUGUCGAAAGCUGUAAAUGGUAAACGUUAA
Molecule: messenger RNA, 639 nt
Organism: Pocillopora damicornis (cauliflower coral)
Lineage: Eukaryota; Metazoa; Cnidaria; Anthozoa; Scleractinia; Pocilloporidae
Product: protein MON2 homolog
Source: RefSeq, a predicted model, not a curated record